UGUUUCGAAAGCACUUGCUCCGGCUUUUCUCCCGCGUGAUUCUGUUCUCCAGCGGUGCUUCGAUCACUGUUCUGCGAAUGUGUUCUUUGAUAGCUGUGCGUCGGGUGGUUCAUUUCGGCGUCUGUUCAUAUAUUGUGUUGAUGUUCCAUUUCGCUUGUUUUGAACAUAGUGAUGUACUGUGCCAGGCCCACGAUAUGCUACAUUAACUACACUUUGUUUUGGCUAUUUAACAUAUUUGGCUUCAUUCAGAUAAAAUUAGACAUUUAUCUACCAUAACGGAAGGUUGUGCUCUCUGCCCAAAUGCCAAAUCGUAUGAGUUUUGAAUAAUGUUAUACUGAUAUGGUGUUGCAAACCUACGUGAUUUGAUCCUGUUGUGUGAAAUGUCAAAGGUGUAACUCGCUAAAAACUGUUCACCACUUUUCCGCUGAACUACUGAACAAUGCUCAAGCGUCUACACAGCUUACUUGGGAACUCCACCACAGCGCUGACGAAGGGCGCGGGUGCGGGAGCGGGCCCCAGCAGUACCGGCGGAGCGGGGGCGGCUGCGGCGUCUUCAGCAGGUGCGGGGGGCGUAUCCGGCGUGGCGGGGGGCGUAGCCUCAGCGACAGACGACAAGGAUGGCCAGGGGCGGGGUCUCGUGCCCGUCAACAAGAACCUGGGCAAUGUCAAGGCAGAGCACGGUGCCCAUCCCUCGAUGGCGUUUUUCCAGAACCGAUCUCUCAGCCUUGUGGAUAUGUACAUCGACACUUCCGAGCCUACUGAGAAUGUCGGCCAAAUUCAGUUCUCACUCGAGUAUAACUUCAAUGAGAUGACACUUAUACUCAGGAUUAUGCAGGCCAAGGAACUCCCGGCUAAGGACUUGAGUGGAACGAGCGAUCCUUACGUGCGGGUGACUCUCCUCCCCGACAAGAAACACAAGUUGGAGACGAAGAUCAAGCGACGAACACUCCACCCGAAGUGGCACGAGACCUUCUACUUCGAAGGUUUCCCGAUCCAGAAACUGCAGAGUCGAGUCCUUCACCUCCACGUCUUUGAUUACGAUCGCUUCUCAAGGGACGACUCUAUAGGCGAGGUCCACAUCCCCCUCUGCCAGGUGGAUUUCUCCGAGAAGAACAACACGUUCUGGAAAGCCCUACGGCCUCUGGAGAAGAACAAAUGUGGAGAAAUCUUGUGUUCUCUCAUGUAUCAACCCUCGACGUCUGAGCUCACUCUCACCGUUAUCAAAUGCCGUAAUCUGAAGGCGAAAGAUAUCAAUGGCAAAUCAGAUCCGUACGUGAAAGUCUGGCUGUACUUCGGCGAGAAACGGAUAGAGAAGAAGAAGUCCGAGGUCCAGUUCUGCACACUCAACCCCGAGUUCCACUUCAGCGUCAAGUUCGACGUUCCGUGGGAGAGGAUUAGGGAGUGCCAGCUCAACGUGACGGUGAUGGACCAUGACAAAGUUGGGAGGAACGAAGCCAUCGGAAAGAUCAUGCUGGGCAAGGCUGGCAGCGGCACCUCGGAGACCAAGCACUGGAGCGACAUGAUCACGAAGCCCCGGCAAAACGUCGUCCAGUGGCAUCGCCUCAAGCCCGAGUGAAGCGCUUGCCCUCGUGCCCCAUGCCCACCCUCCCCACCGC
Molecule: messenger RNA, 1616 nt
Organism: Penaeus indicus
Lineage: Eukaryota; Metazoa; Arthropoda; Malacostraca; Decapoda; Penaeidae
Gene: Syt7
Product: synaptotagmin-7-like
Exons: 8
Coding region: 440-1576 (378 amino acids)
Biological process (GO): cellular response to calcium ion; regulation of calcium ion-dependent exocytosis; calcium-ion regulated exocytosis
Cellular component (GO): plasma membrane; exocytic vesicle
Molecular function (GO): SNARE binding; clathrin binding; phosphatidylserine binding
Source: RefSeq, a predicted model, not a curated record